UUCGAACCUGAACGUAAGUCGAAUUUUGAUUCCUGAGAUUUCCUUUAAAAAAUAUUUCAUAUUUUGGUUGAGACCAAUCGUUUUACUCAUAAGCAGCGAUGGAAGAUCAAGUCAUGUCUAGAAUAAUUUGUCGUUAAAGGAUUGAUUCUCAUGUUUAUAAAUGUAUAUUCUCAUUUCACAAUACAACAGGAUACAGAAUCCUUCUCUUUUGUAUUCCCGAAUUUUUCAAAUGUACUUUGCAACAAAAAUGAAUCAUUCCAUAUUCUGAAACCCAACAUAAGAGUCGUGAGUUCAGAAGGCCGGAUGCUGCUUUAUCUUGUGGGGGGGCAUUUGAGUUGGACAUUUAACUCUGAUUAUGAACUCUGCUUGCUACACCAGCAUACAUUCAGUUCAGACGUAAAGUGCGCUUCAAGAUAAUCGGUGUUUGUGUCACAGUCUUAUUGUUUCAUCAACGCAACUUGCGAUAGUCAUUGUGUGUCUGAACAAUGUACCAAAGCCAUAUUGGAGUUAGACUUAUAAGAAUAAACUUUGUGUUAAUUAUCUAAUCGUAAAUGAAAAAUGAAUUGAAUUUUUCGACAUAUGCGAUUUAAACUGACUUCAAGAAAUUAGAAGAUUGUUAUGGAUAUUCGUAACUCCAAGUAGAAAAAUCUUGUUCCAGAAUCAGAUAUUCUACAAACUGAACCAUCACAUUUGCCAAAGAUGAUUUCGAUUAAAAACGUCUUGUGCAACCAAUCAGUGAAGAGACAUUCUUUCGCUUUGAGAUCAUUUGGAUUCAGAUUUUUAUUUAUUUUUUUUACUUUGACUGUUACCUCGCUGAUCGUAACACCAGUGCACGCAAUCUUUCAUGUUUACUCUCCGAGCGACCCUAUUCUAAGAACUAGUUAUGCCAUCGAUGACAAUGAACAAAAAUUUGGAAAUAUUCCGAAAGCAUUACGAUUCGAUUGUCAUCCAGAGGAUGGAGCAUCACAGUUGUCUUGUACGAAUCGUGGGUGCUGCUGGAACCCGAUAGACGAUGAUAAUGACAGUGAAAAUAUGUAUAGAUUGGAUGCGCCUUUCUGCUACUAUCCAGAGGAUUGGCCCGGCUAUGAAUUUAUCAAUUCUACAAUCAAGGGAAACGAUUUCUCAGGAUUUUUAAUACGAAAAGUAAAAUCUUUCUAUAACGAUGAUAUACCCGUUAUUAAAAUGGAAACUACAACAUUGAGCGAUUCUAUUUUACGUGUGAAGAUUCACGAUCCUCAGAGUUCUCGUUACGAACCUCCGUGGCCUGUCAAAUCGAACUGGGAAACUUCACGUGUGAAAGAUUCAUCUUCCAAAUACAUUUUUCAAACUGAUUCCUCCAGACCUGGUUUUGCGAUUAAACGUGCAGCAGAUAACAAUACUAUAUUUGAUGCUAUCGGAAAAGGAGGUUUCAUAUUCUCAGAGAGGUUCCUGCAAAUAAGCUCUCUGCUACCAUCGCACAAUAUUUACGGUUUGGGUGAGCAUAGAACAAAGCUCAAACUCAAUACCAAUUGGAAUUUGUUUACAAUGUUCAACAAGGAUCAACCUCCAACAGAGCAGGCAAAUCUAUAUGGCUCGCAUCCCUUCUACAUUGUUAUCGAAGAUUCCGGUGACUGUCACGGUGUCUUAUUUCUAAACAGCAACGCAAUGGACAUUAUACUGCAGCCAGCUCCGGCUAUAACAUUUAGGACGAUAGGUGGUAUCCUCGAUUUUUAUUUUUUUAUGGGUCCCACGCCUGCAGAUGUUCUUAGACAAUAUGCUGUAAUAGUUGGAAAACCUUUUUUUCCACCUUAUUGGUCUUUGGGCUUCCAUCUGUGCCAACUUGGAUACGGGAGUGUUUCUAGAACCAGAGAAGUUUGGAACCGAACACGAAAUGCCGGGAUACCAUUUGACACGCAAUGGAACGACAUAGACUACAUGGAAAACAGAAAUGAUUUCACUUAUGACAAAAAGAAUUUCAAGGACUUGCCUCAGUUCGUUGACGAAAUUCACUCGGUGGGAAUGCAUUACAUUCCAAUGAUAGAUGCUGGUGUUGCUGUAGCAGAAAAGGCAGGGACUUAUCUACCUUACGACGAGGGCUUACGUGACGAUGUAUUUGUCAAAGAUGCAGAAACUAAUCAACCCUUUACUGGGAAAGUUUGGAAUCCUAUCGCUACUGUAUGGCCCGACUUCACGCAUCCAAAUAGUACAGCGUACUAUUUUCGUAUGCUGAAAUCUAUGCACGAUAUGUUUGCAUUCGACGGAUUGUGGAUCGACAUGAACGAGCCAUCCAACUUUUUGAAUGGUAAAGUUAACGGCUGCACUUAUAACAAGCUGGAUUAUCCACAAUAUGUGCCACAUGUCGUCGAUAGAUUGCUCGCAACUAAGACCUUAUGUAUGAAUGCUAAACACCACCUGGGUUCGCAUUACAAUCUUCAUAACACCUAUGGCACUGGACAAGCAAUUGCUGCAAAUUUAGCUAUGAGAAAAAUCAGAAGCAAAAGACCUUUCAUAAUAUCAAGGUCGACUUGGGAAGGCGCUGGACAUUACGCAGGACAUUGGACUGGGGAUAUUUAUUCAUCAUGGCAUGAUUUGCGAAUGAGCAUUCCAGAGGUGUUGAGUUACAGUCUAUACCAAGUACCUAUGGUAGGUGCUGACAUUUGCGGUUUUGAUGGCAACGCAUCUGUAUCUCUUUGUAAUCGCUGGGUGCAGCUGGGUGCCUUUUACCCAUUCGCACGAAACCACAACUCCGACGAUACAAUUGUGCAAGAUCCCGUCGCCAUGGGAGACUUGGUGGUAGAAUCUGCCAAAAAAGCACUAAUGAUUCGUUACAGAUUUUUACCGUAUUUGUAUACGCUCUUUUUUAAAGCUCACAAAUUUGGUGAUACUGUAGCAAGACCGUUGUUUGUUGAAUUUACCAACGAUAGAAAUACGUACAGCAUUGACAAGCAAUUUUUAUGGGGAAGAUCUUUGAUGAUUAUACCUGUCUUAGAAGAGAAUGAGGUUGAAGUAACGGCUUACAUUCCACCCGGUCCAUGGUACGACUUCUACUCCAAGGCAUUUACAUUCUCAAAGGGAGAAAACCUUACCCUGAAAGCUCCGCUGGACACGAUACCAUUGAUGAUUCGUGGUGGUUCAAUUUUGCCAGGACAAACUCCAAAUGUCACUACAACCUUGAGCCGAAAAAAUAAAUUCGAAUUACUUGUGGCGUUAGAUGAAAACGGUUUUGCAAGCGGUGAAUUGUAUUGGGAUGAUGGAGAUAGUUUGGAUUCAUUUGAGAAACAGCAAUUCAGAUGGUUGAAUUUCACAGUAAAAGACCAAAAAUUGACGAGUCGUAAAGUAGAGAAGGGAGGUUUAAGUCAAGAUAUGAUCCUUGGAAGAGUCAGUGUAAUGGGAAUCAGUAGAAAAGUUUACCGCGUCUUCUUGAAUGACAAUAGUUCGAUUCCGUUUAUGUAUAAUAAAAGCAGACUGUACUUGAAUGUUAGAGGACUCCAUGUGGACUUGAAAAGAAACUUUACUUUAUCCUGGGCAUUCGAGGAAUAAGAUUGGUCCACCGAUACAAUAUUUUUCCAACGUUUAGUGAACUUUUGUAACGCUCUUAACACUUUCGUACGUACAGUACUACCUCGUUAUAAGAGUACUCCUUAUAAGAGAAUUUCCCCUUCGUUCCGCUUGAGCGAGUUUUAUAGCUUUUGCCAAAUCCUUUACUUUACGAGGUACUCCAACUUUGGAACAAUUGCGUUGCAUUAUACGUGUGCAGACACCGAAUCUGUAUAAAUUAUUCUGAUUCUCUUAUAACGAGAAGUGAAGAAUCAUCAGCACACUCACACACGUGCAAUAUCUGAGCUCUCCAACAGUAGUAGCGGAACGCUCCUGUGACGAAUUUCCUGGAAUCCUAUCCCUCUAAGCGCCCUAGCACUCUCUUGUAACAGGGUAGUACUGUAUACUAUUCUUUAUCCAAACACAGAUAGUCAAGUUGUGGAACAAUACACAAUUGCAUUCAAUGACUUUCCUUACCGUUUCAAAAACUUGCUGAAUCGUCUACUUCAAUACUUGGCAAUGAGAAUGAAUAAUUUUGUUGUAAUAAACAUUAAUGUGGGAGUUGGCCUAUCAUAAACCGGAUGCAGCUUCAUCCUGAACAAUAAUCAGUCACAAGCCUCAAGUAACAUAGAGACAUUCGAAACAGACAUAGUACUAGAAUCUGCCGCAAUCAUUUUCAAAUUUACACACACGAAACCAACAGAAAAUCGUGAAUUUUUACUUCCUAAAUAAGAAUAAAUUUAAACAUACAAUUUACCUCGAGUUUUGCACUGUUUCAAAAACUAAUUCGACUAUGUUAGUUCUCCAAUGCUACAAUACUUGAAUAUUAUGGGAGCGAAUCUGAAGAUAAUUGUCACCCCAUCUUUGACUGGUUUAAAAAAGGAAUUUUCGUUCAUCACGAUGCACACCGUAUAGCUGAAAUAUCGGUACAGGCUUAAUAAAUUUAAUGUUUACUUUGGAUAUUAGAUCACUAUCUAGUUUCCAAUGCAAAUUUAAUUAUGUCAAAAAGAAAAAAAUAAUGUAUACUUGAAGCAUGAGUUAUUACGUUGGAAAAAUUAAACGAGGAAACAAUAACACUUAUAUAAGUUAAGGAUUGAAUUUUUUUGGAUUUAUUAAACAACUUUUUUGUAAUUUUUUGGUGAUGAAUAGUAUGGAUCAAACAUUGUACAACAUUUGUCAAAAUAAGGUAAUAGAUUAGGCAUGUUUUGCAUCCGAUCCAAACCUCCGCCUGCCGCUUUCGUAGAUGCAAGGUAAUUAUAUUGAAUAAAUAAUAACUUAUUCUAAACUGGAUUUUUUUCAAUGGUGACAUGUAAUGAUUUAUAAACAUAUUGUAAUGAACGUAAAUUA
Messenger RNA from Neodiprion virginianus, 4863 nucleotides. Its product is annotated as lysosomal alpha-glucosidase-like. The record is from RefSeq and is a predicted model, not a curated record. Bases 700 to 3519 code for a protein of 939 amino acids. Lineage: Eukaryota; Metazoa; Arthropoda; Insecta; Hymenoptera; Diprionidae. The transcript has 16 exons. Gene Ontology annotation, molecular function: carbohydrate binding; alpha-1,4-glucosidase activity. Gene Ontology annotation, biological process: carbohydrate metabolic process.